UACACCAACUCCUAAACAAUUUUCAUAUCUAAAUUAAAAAUCAUAUGCUCAACAUUUCAAAGACUAGGGAGGUGAUGUCUUCUGAACAUGAUUCUUGCAGUGCAGUGCUGCAAACAAGGAAAUGCAACUUGAGAAUUGCAAUCAGCAAUGGAAAGUGAAACCUUGAUAGAGACUGAUACUGCCAUUGCAAUGCCAUUCUCAACAUCAGAAGCAAAUAAAUGGUCAUCAUACCACUUUUGAAGACGAAGGCGGUGACACUGUUUCAUUCUCAUCGUGAUCCAAGUAGAUUGAAUAACAAUGCACAUUUUUCACGUAUCAAACAUACUCAUACAAUGCCAAUGCCAAUGCCAUUGAAAUCCACUGCCAAUCUCAAUUUCAGAGCGUUAUGUAGAAAGGAUCAGUUGAAGGAGGCGCUACACAUUCUGCUCACUACACACACACCCCCUGUAAACCCUUCUGCAUAUUUUCAACUAUUGCAGACCUGCAUUGCCAAUAAUGCGCUUUCACAAGGUACACAAAUCCACUGUCUCAUCACGCAGAGGGAAUUUCCAUUUAUUACAAGUACACUUUUUCAAAAUAAGCUUAUUGACAUGUAUGUCAAAUGCGGAAGUCUGGCGCAUGCUCGGAAGGUUUUUGACGACAUGAAAAAACGAAGUGUCUCCUCAUGGAAUACCAUUAUCGCAGCUUACCGAAGACAUGGGUAUCCUCACGAGGCAUUGACAUUGUUUCACCAAAUGCAACGAACAGGUGUCGAACCCGAUCACUUCGCCUUCGCCACCAUACUACCAGCUUGUGCCAAAAUAAGAGAUUUGGAACAGGGUAUGGACAUCCAUCGAAGCAUAAUAGAAAGGGGAUUUUUGUCAGAUGUUGUAGUUGCAAGUGCCCUGCUAGACAUGUAUGCAAAAUGUGGAAGCAUCGAUAAGGCACGUGAACUGUUUGACAAAAUGCCUGGAAAAAAUGUGAUCUCAUGGAAUGCAAUGAUCGCAGGAUAUGCACAAAAUGGUGAUCUUGACAAGGCUCUAAAGAUUUUCAAAGAAAUACCGGAAAGAAAUGUGGUUUCAUGGAAUGCUAUGGUCGCGGGAUAUGAACAAAAUGGAUUUGUUGAAAAGGCCUUGGAGUCAUUUAAGCAAAUGCGUUUGGCAGGCAUAAAGCCUGACCGGGCAACCUUUGCCAGCGUCCUACCAGCCUGUGCCGAAAUGGGAUCUCUAGAAAAGGGUAUGGGCAUCCAUGAAAGCAUAAUCGAAUUUGGAUUUUUGUCAGACGUGGUAGUUGCAAAUGCCCUGAUAGACAUGUAUGCAAAAUGUGGAAGAAUAGAAAAGGCACGCCAAGUGUUUAACAAAAUGCCUGAAAAAAAUGUAGUUUCAUGGACGGCAAUGAUGGCGGGAUAUGCACAAGGUGCUUUUCUUGGCGAGGCUUUAAGGCUUUUUAAAGAAAUGCCACAACCAGAUCUCAUCUCAUGGAAUACCAUCAUUGUAGGAUAUGCGGUAAAUGGGUUUGCUGAAAAAGCCUUGGAGGCUUUUAAGCAAAUGCAAUUGGCUGGUGUAGAGCCUAACUCCACAACCUUUGCCAACAUCCUCUCAGUCUGUGCCAAAAUGGGAGUUUUAGAACAGGGAAUGGACAUUCAUCAAAUUGUAAUAGAAUGUGGAUUAUCGUCAGAUGUUCUAGUUGCAAAUGCCCUGAUAGACAUGUAUGCAAAAUGUGGAAGCUUACAGAAGGCACGUGAAUUGUUUGAAAAAAUGCCUCAAAGAGACGUGAUCUCAUGGACUGCAAUGAUUGCAGGAUAUGCACAAAAUGGCGUUCUUGGUGAAGCUUUAAGGCUUUUCAAAGAAAUACCUCAACCAGAUGUCAUCUCAUGGACUGCAAUGAUUGCAGGAUAUGUGCAAAACGGGCAUUGUGAAGAGGCCGUAGAAUUCUUUAAGAAAAUGCAAUUAACAGGUGUAAAGCCAGAUUCCACAACUUUUGCCAGCAUCCUCCCAGCUUGUGCCAAAAUUGGAGCUUUAGAACAGGGUAUAGACAUCCAUCAAAGCAUAAUUGAAAGCAGGCUAUUGUCACAUACUACAGUUGCAAAUGCCCUGGUAGACAUGUACGCAAAAUGUGGAAGCAUACACAAAGCACGUGAACAGUUUGACAAAAUCCCUCAAAGAGAUGUCGUCUCGUGGAAUGCAAUGAUUGGAGGAUAUGCACAAAAUGGCUUUUGCAAAGAUGCUCUCAAAAUCUUUGAAUUAAUGAAGCACUCCGGAACACAACCUGAUCAUGUAAGCUUUACUUGUGUUUUAUUAGCUUGCAGCCAUGCAGGUUUAGUUGACGAGGGCUGUAAAUAUUUCAAUGGAAUAAGUGACUCAUAUUGCACUAUGCCUACGCUUGACCAUUAUGUGUGCAUGGUCGACCUUCUUGGCCGUGCCGGCUAUCUCGAGGAAUGUCUAAACUUUAUCAUCAAAAUGUCAAUUAAACCUGUGGUGGUUGUGUGGAUGUGUUUGCUUGGUGCCUGUAGAUCAUAUAAAAAUAUAGGGUUAGGAGUAUUUACAGCAACUCUUCUUUUUGAGCUGGAUCUUCAAAAUGCUGCGACUUAUGUUCUUCUGUCAAACAUCUAUGCAGAAGGGGGCAAGUGGGCUGAGGUUCAAAUGAUAAGGAAAUUGAUGAAAGAUAAAGGAAUUACCAAAACACCUGGAUGUAGUUGGAUUGGAGAACGUGAGAUUGUACACGCUUUUUGUGUAGAAGACAGAUCACACCCAUCUGCUCGGAAGAGGCUUUUGGAUCAUUUAGAUGAUGUUGCUGAUUCAAUUAUUGAUGAAUUCCUUAGUAUGUUGGAAUUUGACAGUGACAUGGACCAUAUGCCAAAAAUGAAAGGUGUUGUGGCUGCCAAGGUUGAAGGAGAUGCAGACUCGCCAAUGUAUGACAAGGGAAGAUCAAAAGAAAGAGGGAAGAGUCCAAGAAAUCGUGAGAAAUCACAAGGUCGGUCAAAAUCCGAAGCUGUGGCAUGUAUAAAUGGUUUGAGCAACCAUGAACCGAAGAGUGAGAUAGAGCGUUUGCAAAGAGAAGCUGCUGAAGCUGAUAGGAGGCGUAAGGAACGGGAAGAGGCCAUGGCAAGAGCUGCUCAGGAAGCAGCUUUGGAAAGGCGGCGCCAAGAAAAGGCUCUAUUAAAUGUUGAUGGUUUUAGAAAUUCACAGGUGGAAUGUAAUCUAUGGCAGUCAACAUAUAAUAAUGCACAUAGUGCGCUGAAAAAUGUUGAUUCGCAGGAGUACUUGGAAAGUGGGUCUGGAAGUGAGGAUAAUGAACACCCAAUCGAGAAUGUGAGGAGGUUUGAGAGCUCUGUGCCAUCAGGGACUGAUGAUAAUGUGGUUUCAAGAGAAAUUUCGAGGGUACUAAGUCGUGGUACGAAUGGCAAUGUACUUGUAAGUGCAGAUUUUAGAGGCAACGGGUGGAGUAAACAUGUUGGUCCUGAGAUUUUAGAGAAUAAUGAAAAGGAUUGUUUGCAGGAAGAUGAUGGGAGGAGGAAGCAACAAAAGAUGGCAAUUGCAAAUGCUCUUGAAGUUGUAUCGAUGACUAUUGCAGAAAAUAAUGGAUUGCAACUCAUUGAUAUGGUUGAGAAGUUUGGAGGUUUAGAUGGGCAAGUACAACAAUACUUUGAAGGAAUGGUUCAGAGGUGUAAGGAUGUAGGGGCAACUAUCGUCAUUUGUCAAUGGGGUUUUGAUGAUGAGGCAAACCAUUUGUUGAUGCACUUAGGCUUGCCAACAAUGCGAUGGGUUGGUGGAGUGGAAUUGGAAUUGAUUGCAAUUGCAAUAGGUGGACAAAUAUUUCCAAGAUCUUUAGAAUUGAUAUUAGAUAAGUUAGGCAAGGCUGGACUUGCGAGGGAGAAAGCAUUUGGAACAAAAAAAGACACUCUUUCAAUUAAUUAUAAUCAUACAAUGCCAAUGCAAAAUACUUUGGCUGCCAAUCUCAAACUCCCAGAACUAUGUAGAGAGGGUCAAUUGAACAAGGCACUACACAUUCUGCUCACCACACACAACCCCACUUCGCAUUCCAAAAUAUAUCUUCAAUUAUUGCAGAUCUGCAUUGCCAAGAAUGCGCUUUCACAAGGUAUACAAAUCCACUCUCUCGUCACUGAGAGGGUAUUCCCAUUUGCUUCACACAUACCUUUUCAAAAUAAGCUUAUCAAUAUGUAUUUCAAGUGUGGGAAUUUGCUGCAUGCCCGUAAGGUUUUUGACGACAUGAAAGAAAGAGACGGCUUCUCAUGGAAUGCCCUAAUUGCAGCUUACCGAAGACAUGGGUUUCCUCGUGAGGCAUUGGCAUUGUUUCACCAAAUGCAACAAAUGGGUGUUCAACCCGAUCGGUUUACAUUUGCCACCAUACUUCCAGCCUGUGCCAAAAUAAAAGCUCUGGAACAGGGUAUGGACAUACAUGGAAGCAUAAUUGAAAGGGAUUUUUUGUCAGAUGUUGUACUUGCAAAUGCCCUUGUAGACAUGUAUGCAAAAUGUGGAAGCAUUCACAAGGCCCGCGAACUAUUUGACAAAAUACCUCAAAAAGAUGUGUUUUCAUGGAAUGCAAUGAUCGCAGGAUAUGCACAAAUUGGUGCUCUUUGCGAGGCUUUAAGGCUUUUUAAUGAAAUGCCUCUGCCAGAUGUCGUAUCAUGGAAUGCCAUGAUUGCAGGGUAUACCCAAAAUGGGUUAUUUGAAAAUGCCUUGGAAGUAUUUAAUCAAAUGCAACUCGAAGGUGUAAAGGCUGACUCUGCAACCUUUGCGAGCAUCCUCCCAACCUGUGCCAAAAUGGGGACAUUAGAACAGGGUAAGGGCAUCCAUCAAAUCAUAAUAGAAAGUGGUUUUUUAUCAAAUGUUGUAGUUGUAAGUGCCCUGGUAGACAUGUAUGCAAAGUCUGGAAACAUAACCAAAGCACGCGAAGUGUUUGACAAAAUCCCUAAAAGGAAUGUGGUCUCAUGGAAUGCAAUGAUCACAGGAUAUGCCCAAAAUGGGUUUGUUGAGAAGGCCUUUGAGACUUUUAAGCAAAUGCAACUGUCCGGUGUACAGCCAGUCUCUACGACCUUUGCCAGUAUCCUCACAGCCUGUACCAAAAUAGGAGCUUUAGAAGAGGGUAUGAGCCUACAUCAAAGUAUAAUCAAAAGUGGAUUUUUGUCAUACGUUGUAGUUGCAAGUGCCUUGGUUGACAUGUAUGCAAAAUCUGGAAGCACUCACAAGGCAUGUGAACUAUUUCACAAAAUGCCUCAAAGAGAUGUGGUCGCGUGGACUGCAUUGAUUGCAGGAUAUGUGCAAAAUGGAUUUGUUGAAAUGGCGUUGGAAACUUAUAAGCAAAUGCAAUCAGCAAUUAUAAAGCCAGAUUCCACCACCUUUGUUAGCAUUCUCCCAGCCUGCGCCAAAUUGGGAGCGUUAGAACAUGGUAUGGGUAUCCAUCAAAACAUAAUUGAGAGUGGAUUUUUGUCAGAUGCUGUUGCAAAUGCUCUGAUAGACAUGUAUGCAAAGUGCGGAAGGAUACACCAGGCAUGUCAGCUGUUUAACAAAAUGCCUCAUAGAGAUGUCAUCUCGUGGAAUGCCAUGGUUGCAGGAUAUGCUCAAAAUGGCUUUUGCGAGGAUGCUCUUAAACUCUUUGAAGUAAUGAAGCACUCUGGAGUAUAUCCUAAUCAUGUAAGCUUCACUUGUGUUUUAUUUGCGUGCAGCCAUGCAGGUUUAGUGGAUGAGAGCUGUAAAUACUUCAAUAGCAUGAGCGACUCUUAUUGCAUGAUGCCUGAUAUUGAUCAUUAUGUGUGCAUGGUUGACCUUCUUAGUCGUGCUGGCUAUCUUGAGGAAACUUUAAACUUUAUUAUCAAAAUGCCAAUUAAACCUGUGGUAGUUGUGUGGACAUCUUUGCUUGCUGUUUGUAGAUCACUUAAGAAUAUAGGGGUAGGAGAAUAUACAGCGACUCUCCUUUUCGAGCUGGAUCCUCAAGAUGUUGGGACUUAUGUUCUUCUGUCAAACAUCUAUGCAGAAGUAGGCAUGUGGGAUGAAGCUCAAAUGGUAAGGAGAUUGAUGAAAGAUAGAGGAAUUAAAAAGAAUCCUGGAUGUAGUUGGAUAGAAGGCAAUAGAAUGGUGCAUACUUUUUGUGUAGGAGACGGAUCACAUCCACAGACAAAUGAAAUCUAUGCAAAGUUGAACCGUCUCGCGAUAUGAAUGCAGCAUGGUAUUUUCCAGAUUCAAGACAUGUACUAAAUGAUGUGGAGGAGAACAAAGAAUUUUUUCUGCCAUCAUAGUGAGAAGCUAGCAAUUGCAUUUGGAUUGUUAAGUACACCCCCUGGAACAACUAUUAGAGUCGUUAUAAACCUUCGAUUAUGUGUUGAUUGCCACACUGCAACCAAGUUUAUCUCCAAGAUCGUUGCAAGACAAACUUUUAUGAGGGAUUGAACCGGUUUCAUCAUUUCAAACAAGGACAAUGUUCUUGCAGAGAUUAUUGGUGAUGCUUAGUGAAGCAACCUGUAAAGAUAAAUUUGCACCAUAACAAGGUGCACUGUGGACAUCUGGACCAUGCUAUUGACUUAUUAUUAUCAAAUGUAAAGCAUCUGACGUGCAUCACUGCCUACAGAUACAAUGACAUUGUUUAAAAGCCCUGUUUUAUGAUACCCUGAAAGAUGUCAUGACAUUAAACUUUUUUUGGGUAGCAUGUAUUUCUCUGAAUGAAAAGCUGGAAGAGGAGAUGAAGAAUGGGAAAAGGUAAAAGGAGAGGAAUGCUUGAAGAAAAUGAAAAUGUGCAUUACUUGAUAGAAAUGUGAGAAAAGAUGGCUGGGGUCUGGUUCGAUUGGUGAGAGCUUUAUGUGGUAAAGCAAGAGGUCAUGAGGUUGAGUCUCUCUCAGCCCACAUGAUACCAAAGGACGUGUCAUGCCAGCAGUAACGAUCAUGAUAAAAUUUUUACGAGGCACACUGCAGUUUAUAGUGGAGGCUACCCGAUUUCUGCAGUCUUGACAAUCAAUCUGGUGAUUAGAGAUUACAGGUUAGCAUUUCUUGAUUACAUUCUUUACCCAUCCUCUGUCAUUUUGUGUGGUCCUUGAUGGAGAUCUAGACCAUGCUAUUGACAUCAUAAAACCACAGGUACAGUAUCCAAUGUGCAUCACUGCCUACAUAUACAUAUGGUUAUUCUUUAGAAGCCCCGUUUUGUGAUUCCAUCGAUGUGUUAUGACAGUGAACUGUAUUUCGGGAAGUCUGCACUUCUCUGGAUUGAAAAUCUCAAGAGGAAACAGAGGGGGAAAAGGAAACUGAGAGAAUUGCUUUAAGCCUCGAAGGAAAUGAAAUCGUGCUUGGAUAGAUGGAAAAGUGAGAAAAUUGCUUACAAUCUAUCGGUCUUACAGAUGAUGGAAGAGAAUCUCUUGAUUUCAUUUUUUACCCCAUCCUAUUGCUAUGUCAGGUCUACCAUUUGGCUUUUAAUUACACGUAUAAGAUCAUCUAUUCAAUUUAUAUAUGUUGAGGUGGAUUUGGUCUCUGUUA
Cryptomeria japonica (Japanese cedar) is the source of this 7460-nucleotide messenger RNA. RefSeq lists its product as uncharacterized. NCBI's taxonomy places the organism in Eukaryota, Viridiplantae, Streptophyta, Pinopsida, Cupressales, Cupressaceae. The record is from RefSeq and is a predicted model, not a curated record. Gene Ontology annotation, molecular function: protein binding; RNA binding; ATP binding. Gene Ontology annotation, biological process: RNA modification. Bases 219 to 6155 code for a protein of 1978 amino acids. The transcript is spliced from 7 exons.